CUCGAGGGAUAGCCUCAGCUUCAUUGUCGAACAUUGCGCCGCGCAACCCCGCCUGCGCCCUUGCCGUAUCUACCACAGCCUUGUAGCUGCUUCUAUCGCGCCCCGGAACUAUCACAAGACCAAAGCAGAAGUGCAGAGGCUGCGGGUCCACGCGACCUGACCAUCCCCCAUGCCCGCUCCAUCCCUCGACUCCGCCGACUACGAUCCCGUCGAUCACCUCAACGCCCUCUUCACGCACCCGUCCACCCUCCAAUCCGUCCAGCACACCUCGGCCACCCUGCGCGCAUAUCAAGAUGACCUCGACGAGGACAUUGCCGCCUUCGUGGCCUACCAGACCACAUCAGACGCCGACAGCGUCCAGCGCAUACAAGACGCAAAGGCCGAGCUCGCCGACCUCUUCAAGAAGAUCGAGAGCGUGCGCGAGCGGGCUAUGCAGACCGAGCAGACCAUCACCGAGAUGACGGCCGACAUCAAGCGCCUCGACAACACGAAGCGCAAUCUCACACUGUCCAUGACCGCGCUGAAGCGUCUUCAGAUGCUCACCACCGCGUACGAACAAUUGCGGAGCCUGAGCAAGAGCAGGCAGUACAGAGAGUGUGCGAGCUUGCUGCAGGCUGUGCUGCAGUUGGUCGCGCAUUUCAAGAGUUAUAGGAGCAUAGACCAGAUUGCAACACUGAGCAGGAAUGUGGCAGAUCUGCAGCGCGAGCUAUUGGAGCAGGUCUGCGAGGACUUUGAGGUUGUGUUUGCAAAAGGAGAGGUUGGAACGAGGAGGGGUAUGCUUACUGAGGCGUGCCUGGUUAUCGAUGCGUUGGGCGAGCAUGCGAGGACUAGGCUCAUCAACUGGUACUGCAAUACUCAAUUACGAGAGUACCGGCAGGUAUUCCGUGGGAACGACGAGGCCGGCUCGCUCGACAACAUCUCAAGACGGUACUCGUGGUUCAAUCGCAUGAUGAAGACGUACGACGUCGAGCAUGCCGCAAUAUUCCCGUCAUACUGGAAAGUAAACGAGAUGCUAGCCAACUCAUUCUGCGAGGGCACGAGGGAUGAUUUUAAAGCCAUACUACAGCGUUCGAUGCGGAGAGGAGAUGGACAGACGCUGGACGUCGACCUGCUUCUAUCUUGUCUACAGGAAACACUCAAUUUUGAGCACAACCUUGAACAGCGCUUCUCGACCGGAUCACGAUCAUCAAUGGACACGAUGGCGUCUAAAGAUGACAAGCCGCACGGCUUUAGUCAGACAAUUUCGGAGGCCUUUGAGCCAUACAUGCGGCUUUGGGUCGAAUCUCAGGAUAAACAGCUGGCCACACUGAUCCCGAAAUAUCGACAGCAACCGCUUCGCAACGAUGAAGAAGAAUUCUCGGCGCAAGCUGUCAUUCCUUCAUCGACAGAGUUGUUCCAUUUCUACCGCAUCACUCUAGCUCAGUGCGCAAAGCUCUCCAAAGAGUCAAGCUUGCUGGAGCUAUCAACAACUUUCGCCAAAUAUCUCGAUCAGUACAGCCAACAGGUACUCUACUACUUUCUCAGCGAGAAGUAUGGCGCACAGGGCCCUUCCAUGGAGGAUGCUGUAUUAAUUCUCAAUACGGCUGACUACUGCUAUGCAACCUGCAACCAGCUCGAAGAGAAAAUCAAGUCUCGUAUCGACGAAGAUCUGCGCGAGAAGGUUGACCUACAAAACCAAGCCGACGCAUUCAUGGGCAUCGCGUCUGCUACUGUGCGUGUCCUCGUCCGCAAAGUUGAACUCGCCUGUGAGCCCAGCUGGCGCGAAAUGCGCAACACGCCGUGGUCGAAACUGGAAAGUGUUGGCGAUCAAAGUACUUACGUCGCGGAGCUGUUGCGCCAAGUCAAAGGAAAGUCAUCUGAGACUUUGAAAUGUCUGCACAAGCAACAGUACGCGAGAGCAUUCUGCGACGGGCUCGUCGACCAGAUGGCUACGACUUACAUUGGGAACAUCGUGCAGAGCAAACCCAUCAGCGAAGUCGGCGCAGAGCAGAUGUUGCUCGACUCUUACGUGUUGAAGAAAGCUUUCACAGAAAUUCCUGUGGUGAACGAAGAACCAGGCACUGCACCACCUGCCACCGAGUCCAGCUUCGUCAAACGCGCCCAACUUACAAUGUCCAAAAUCGAUCCCCUCCUUAAAACCCUCCAGGUUCGCCCUCACCCGCCCGAAGCUCUCGUCCAAGCCUACCUCAUCCACAUUGCCGAUAAAUCCGACACCAACUUCCGCAAGAUCCUCGACCUCAAGGGUGUCCGUCGCGCCGACCAGUCCGUCCUCAUGGAUCUCUUCAACGCACACAAGUCCUCGUCUUCCCACGAGAAUCUGCCCGCGAACUCCACACUGCUUACGCCGCUGCAAAUUGGCAGUGGUGGACACGGCACAGGAAUAGGGAGUCUAGGCAAUGCGGGCAGCGUGAUGACCCCGAACCUGGGGGGUGGAAGAUUUGAUCCUGCGGGUUUGGGUAAUGCGAUGUUGGGGGCGGUUAGAGAGGGUGUGGACCGGUUUGGGAGUCCGGCGCCAGGGCAGGAAGGGAGCGGGGUCGGGGAGAAGGAGGGGCAGACGAAGCUAAAUGAGAAUUUGAAGAAUAUUGGGAAGUUCUUUAGAAGAGAUGUUGGGGGUUUUAGGGGGUUUGGGAGGAGCGAUGAGGGAAGGUAG
Molecule: messenger RNA, 2650 nt
Organism: Paraphaeosphaeria sporulosa
Lineage: Eukaryota; Fungi; Ascomycota; Dothideomycetes; Pleosporales; Didymosphaeriaceae
Exons: 4
Coding region: 170-2650 (826 amino acids)
Biological process (GO): retrograde transport, endosome to Golgi
Cellular component (GO): GARP complex
Source: RefSeq, a predicted model, not a curated record